AUGGAAAAUGGUGGAACAAGAGAGAGAAUUGUUCUUGAAGGUAGUCUUGAAGUUGGAUUUGUGACAUCCAACCCUGAAAACCGUCUCAUUACUAAAGUGCUAGAAAAGGGUGAUGUGUUUGUGUUUCCUAUUGGUCUUGUUCAUUACCAAAGGAAUGUGGGAAAUGGUAAUGUCAUUGCCAUUGCAGCUUUGAGCAGCCAGAAUCCAGGUGUGAUUACCUUUGGAAAUGCAGUGUUUGGUUCUACCCCAGAGAUCCCUAAUGACAUUCUUGUGAAGGCUUUCCAGUUGGAUAAGAAUGUU
This is a messenger RNA of Dovyalis caffra, 300 nucleotides long. The record is from the annotation of a GenBank genome assembly. NCBI's taxonomy places the organism in Eukaryota, Viridiplantae, Streptophyta, Magnoliopsida, Malpighiales, Salicaceae.